Molecule: messenger RNA, 1432 nt
Organism: Rhagoletis zephyria (snowberry fruit fly)
Lineage: Eukaryota; Metazoa; Arthropoda; Insecta; Diptera; Tephritidae
Gene: wuho
Product: tRNA (guanine-N(7)-)-methyltransferase non-catalytic subunit wuho
Biological process (GO): RNA (guanine-N7)-methylation; tRNA modification
Cellular component (GO): cytosol; tRNA methyltransferase complex; nucleus
Molecular function (GO): protein binding
Source: RefSeq, a predicted model, not a curated record
GAUGGGAUUUUUUUAAUCCUGAUAAGCGACGUCAGCAUUUUUGAAAUAGAGCCCAUUGAUCGCGCAUAUCCUUUUUAAACGCCUCUACGUUACGGGAAAAGUAAUUAAAAAUGUAUGCAUAAGUCAUGAUAGUUUUUUUGUUUAUUAAGGAAAUCUGAAUAACCGGUCAGAAACGCACAUCGCUAUGCAAAGUGCUCACAGACGUCCGCGGUCAUUCUAUGUUCCAUAGGACUUAAUUUUUUACCAUGACGGCGCUUCUAUACGCUGAUCCGGAUUUGAUAUUUGCUUUGAAUAGAAAAGUUAUAUUUGUAAAUCCAAAUGACUUGCAAAUAUUUAAAGAGAUCGAGUUGCCUGCUGAUUUAAGGGACUUGGGACUUAAAACCCCUAAAAGUUCCGAAGAAGAAGCUGCAACUAGGAGUGAGCAAUCGAAGAAGCCGAAAGAAGUUAACAUUGAGGAGCCUAGCAUACUGCAUGUGAAACUAUCGCCCGAUAGACAGCUGUGUGCAGUAACCACAUCUGGACAAAAAGCCGUCCUUCUGUACCAAUGUCGGCCUGAACACGCUAAGCUUAUCUCAGUUCGUCCACUGGCACGUGCCUCCAGCGCUCUUACAUUCAAUAAAGAUUCAAAUAUUCUUCUAGUGACAGACAAGUCAGGUGACUGCUAUAAAUAUGAUUGUGUAGAAUUGGAAGAUGAACCGCGUCUUUUACUCGGCCAUCUUAGUAUAGUGUACGAUGUUCUAUGGACUCCAGAUAACAAAUAUAUUAUCACCUGCGACAGGGAUGAUAAAAUUCGUGUAACAAACUAUCCUGCAACGCAUGAUAUACACGGUUAUUGUUUGGGGCAUAAGGAAUUUGUUUCUGGACUUGCUUUAUUAGAUAAAGAUACAAUUGUAUCUGUAUCUGGGGACAAAACCUUGCGUAUAUGGGAUUUUAUUACUGGUCGGGAGUUGUCUAAGAUGGAACUACCAGCACCUGCUUUACGUAUUUGUUUGCGUUCUAUUGAUAAAGAAACAUUCCAGGCUGCAGUUGUACUCUACCAACCCGAUGAAUGCAUUGGUAUUUAUGAGAUUAGAAAAUCCGACGCUGAAGAAUGGAAAAUAACAGAACAAAAAGUACUUAGGUUUCCAAAAGUGAUCAUUAGCAAUAUAUGCUUUGUGGGUGAAAGACUGUAUGCCGCCGGUGUUGUUGAGGACCGAUUUACCCUUAAAAUAUCCACGUUAUCGGAGAAAGUACCACAGGCAGCGGAAAAGUGGAUUACGAUGAUAGAAGAGCAAUUUAAAACCGAGGAAUGGAAGCCUGAGGAUGUAUCGGCGUGGUUCAAAAAGCGGUAUGACAACGUCAGCGAUUAUUUGGAACGUAAGAAAAGACGGAUCGAAGAAAAACAAAAAUAGUGAAAUACAUACAUACGUAGAUAGAUACAAAAUUGAAAAGU